UUAGCGAGAGCAAGUGUGAUUAUCGGGAAGAGUUUGAAAGGAUGGCGUCACCAUCUCGGCGUCAUCUUGUGCAUGCCAUGGUUUUCGGCUUACUAGCAAUUAACGCGGCGGCCAAUAUUUAUGAUAAUGAGGAACCUCUUAGGCCACCUCAUGAUCACGAGGACCCACCAUUACCAUAUAAUCAUAAAAACUCUGUAUUUCUGCCAUCAGGAUUUCUUAAUCGAGGAACACCGCCGCCGCCUCGAUCACCACCACCUCCAAAUAAGAAGAAAACGCAGUCACCUCCACCACGAGCAAAAUCUCCACCCCCGCCACCACAAGCAAAGUCUCCACCCCCGCCACCAUCAAGAAAGUCUCCACCCCCGCCACCAUCAAGAAAGUCUCCACCAUUGCCAUCAGCUUCACCUCCGACCUCAUCUUCAGCUCCCAUUUUACCUCCAUUUCCUUCUAAAAUUUCUCCAGUUACACCCCCUUCAAAAGUUCCACCAUCCCCAUUUUCGGCUUCCAAUUUAUCUCCAUCUCCUCCUUAUACUUCACCAGCAUCCCCUCCGAGAAUUUCCCCCAUUCCAUCCCCUUCCCCAUCCCCAACUCCUAAUUUAUCUCCUUCACACCCUUAUACUCCCCCGACAUCCUCUCCAAAAGUUUCACCAUCCCCAUCCCCAACUCCCAAUUUAUCUCCAUCACAUCCUUAUACUCCCCCGACAUCCCCUCCAAGAAUUUCACCCAUUCCAUCACUGUCCCUAACUCCCAAUUUAUCUCCAUUACAUCCUUAUACUCCCCCGACAUCCUCUCCAAAAGUUUCACCAUUUCCAUCACCAUCUCCAACUCCCAAUUUAUCUCCAUCACAUCCUUAUACUCCCCCGACAUCCUCUCCAAGAAAUUCACCCAUUCCAUCAUCAUCCCCAUCCCCAUCCCCAACUCCGAAUUUAUCUCCAUCACAUCCUUAUACUCUCCCAACAUCCUCUCCAAAAGUUUCACCAUCCCCAUCCCCAACUCCCAAUUUAUCUCCAUCACAUCCUUAUACUCCCCCGACAUUCCCUCCAAAAAUUUCACCCAUUCCAUCACCUUCUUAUACUUAUCCUCCACCCCCUACACCUAUCCUCAAAUCUCCACCUCCUCCGAGGUUUACACUUCCUCCCUUGUUUCACUUUAAAUCGCCGCCACCUCCAUCUCCUUCCCCCCCUCCACCUUUCCUCAAAUCUCCACCUCCUCCGAGGUUUACACUUCCUCCCUUGUUUCACUUUAAAUCCCCGCUACGUCCAUCUCCUUCUCCUCCUCCACAUAUCCUUAGAUUCCCACCUCCUCCGAGGUUUACACUUCCCCCCUUCUUUCACAUUAAAUCUAAAUCACCGCCUUCUCUAUCUCCAUCACCUCCUUCAUCCAAUAAUUAACCUCCACCUCGUUCAAAAAUAUCUAUCAAAAUUGAUUAUAUAUGGUUAAUGAUGGCAAUGGGUUUCUUCGAAGAGACUUACAUAUUAUAUAAUGCAUGUAUUGAAAAUGUAAUCAGUUGAAGGAAAGUCGAUUGUGCUCCAACAAUCAUGCCAGAAUAAUAUCAUGGAAAAUUAGUUAUUGUAAUAAUAUGGAGGAAAAUAUUAUGUUUGUUGAAAAGCAUUAUAAUACUAAAUGAAUGUCUUUUAUUACGAUAAUAA
Populus nigra (black poplar) is the source of this 1649-nucleotide messenger RNA. Its product is annotated as extensin-2-like. The transcript is spliced from 2 exons. The record is from RefSeq and is a predicted model, not a curated record. Lineage: Eukaryota; Viridiplantae; Streptophyta; Magnoliopsida; Malpighiales; Salicaceae. The coding region runs from base 42 to 1391 and encodes 449 amino acids.